This is a messenger RNA of Pungitius pungitius (ninespine stickleback), 1831 nucleotides long. RefSeq names its product E3 ubiquitin-protein ligase RNF14-like. Gene Ontology annotation, biological process: protein polyubiquitination; positive regulation of proteasomal ubiquitin-dependent protein catabolic process; ubiquitin-dependent protein catabolic process. The record is from RefSeq and is a predicted model, not a curated record. Lineage: Eukaryota; Metazoa; Chordata; Actinopteri; Perciformes; Gasterosteidae. The transcript is spliced from 8 exons. Gene Ontology annotation, molecular function: ubiquitin conjugating enzyme binding; zinc ion binding; ubiquitin protein ligase activity. The coding region runs from base 90 to 1673 and encodes 527 amino acids. Gene Ontology annotation, cellular component: ubiquitin ligase complex; cytoplasm.
GUUCAACGAGCGUCCAUCCGCAUCUCACCAGGCGACCUGUUUGGAUCGUUCGGAGCCGGGAAGAAAGCACCGGAGCCUCCGCAGACCCUAUGGACGCGGAGCUUGUUUUGACCGCAGCCGUGGACGCGGACACGCAGGAGCAGGAAGACGAACUGCUCGCCCUCAACAGUAUCUUUGGUUCCGAGGAGUUCGUCCGCGAUGAAUCCAGAUCCGCCGGAGAGAUCCGAGUGUGUGCAGAGCUCCCUGCGGACUUCACUGUGGUCCUGAAAGAAGGUGAAUCGCUGCGGCAGUACCAGCUAUCCUUCCUUCCCCCUUUGCUUCUGACCUUUGAACUGCCAGAGGACUACCCAUCCUCCUCCGCCCCCUCCUUCUCCCUCACCUGUAGCUGGCUGACAGACACACAGCUCUCUGCACUGGCCGCUCAGCUGACCGAUCUGUACCUGGCCACCGGUGGCGCUGUUGUGCUCUUCUCCUGGGUGCAGUUUCUUAAAGAAGAUACCCUCAGGUUCCUGGACAUAUAUUCUGUGCUGGAGCUCCCCUCUGAUGAACCCCUGUACGAUAGCCCGGACUUAAAUGCUCCACUGUCAGAAGCCGCGGCACCCUCGCAGGCUCCCUCAACCUCAGACUGGGGCGGCGCAGACUCAAUGGAGGCUGAGCGGACCCUCCGGACCUCAGGGAACAACCACCCGUCCACAGUGGCAGGCGUAUCAAAGCAUCUGCAGUAUGCACCGUCAGAUCGAAGUGAUCGGGGAGAGGUCUCGAAUGACGGGGGGGCGGCAGCCUGGUCGAUCCACUCAAGGGAAUCCCCCCAGAAUGGAAACCCAGCGUCUCUAACUCCGUCACAGACCCUCUUGUCCCAGCUCCUGAUCUGGAACGCGGCUCGGACGCACAACGCGUUCUCAGCCACGGUGUUUGACUGCGGCGUGUGUUUCGUGGGCUUCCUCGGCUCAGACUGCAUCCAGUUGCCCGAGUGUGGCCACGUCUUCUGCAAGGCCUGCCUCACAAAGUUCUGCCAGCUCCAGAUAACAGAGGGCAACGUCAAGGGUGUCACCUGUCCCGAGGCGGACUGCUCUGCCACACCAGCACCUUCACAGGUUAGGUGUCUGGUAGGGGAAGAGCUGUUCAGUCGCUAUGAUCGUCUUCUGCUACAAUCCACUCUGGACAGCAUGGCUGACGUGGUGUACUGUCCUCGACGUUUUUGUGGUUUGGCCGUCAUUUUUGAGCGAUCCAGCGCUGCAGCCCAGUGCUCUGUGUGCGGCUUCGCUUUCUGUGUCACCUGCAGGAAGAACUUCCACGGAACUGAGGGGUGUCCGAAAAAGAGCAUUACAAAAAUACAGGAAGCCGAGGCAGACCUGCCGCAGUCACAAGAGGGGUUGAUGGGGCUGUGGGAAGACUAUGCCAGUGGCAGUAAGAAGAGGCAGCGCCUCCUGGAGAGAAGGUAUGGCCGCGCUGUAAUGCAGGGCACAGUUGGGGAGUGCCUGAGUGAGGACUGGAUUUCCUCCAACAGCAAGAACUGUCCCCACUGCUUCUGGAAAAUCGAGAAGAACGGCGGAUGUAACAUGAUGAUGUGCACUCAGUGCGGACAGCGGUUCUGCUGGGUCUGCCUCACCAGACUGCCAACGAGUCGGCCAGGAAAACACUUUGACGGCAGUGCGUGCUCGCAGUACCAAUAGGCCCUUUCCACAGCUGCCAUUUUGACACGUUAUACCAGGUUCUCUUAGCUGUAGCCGAGGUGCUCCAUCUCGUGGCGGUAUCUUAACUCGGACACCUUCGCCUUGUGCUGCUUGCUCUCCAGAUGCUGCCUGAAGUCGGCCUCCUGCUCGGCCCCGCA